AUGGAUUACCCUUUAAGAAUGGAACAGUUUAGGAAUGCCAAUGCAGACUCUGCAGCCACUUGCCAGAAACUGAAGGGAGAUCUGCAGGCUGUGUUCAAUGUUCUUCCGAAAGAUAUGCAGCAGCUUCUGCUAAUGAACCCUCAGAGGGCAGCUCUUCUACAAGGAAGUCAUGAAUGGGCAAAACUCCCGGGGCAUCCUCUUCUACAAGUUGGGGUGGUUUCUUCUACUUCGCCCAGAUGA
Messenger RNA from Ilex paraguariensis (yerba mate), 240 nucleotides. NCBI's taxonomy places the organism in Eukaryota, Viridiplantae, Streptophyta, Magnoliopsida, Aquifoliales, Aquifoliaceae. The record is from the annotation of a GenBank genome assembly.